This is a messenger RNA of Pleurotus ostreatus (oyster mushroom), 708 nucleotides long. RefSeq lists its product as uncharacterized. Gene Ontology annotation, molecular function: sequence-specific DNA binding; zinc ion binding; DNA-binding transcription factor activity, RNA polymerase II-specific. The record is from RefSeq and is a predicted model, not a curated record. The transcript has 3 exons. The coding region runs from base 1 to 708 and encodes 235 amino acids. Gene Ontology annotation, biological process: positive regulation of transcription by RNA polymerase II. NCBI's taxonomy places the organism in Eukaryota, Fungi, Basidiomycota, Agaricomycetes, Agaricales, Pleurotaceae. Gene Ontology annotation, cellular component: nucleus.
AUGUCGGCGCUCACAACAGAGGAUCCGGCCCAAGACACCGCCCCGCCGUCCAUCGACACCCAGCUGCAGCAGCUGCACCACAACACCGAUGGCAUCCAGCAAAUGCAGGUAACGACGCCGGCUACUCCAAAUGAUUCCGGUCGUAAACCCAAGGCACCAUCCGUCCGCCGAGCAUGCGUCGCUUGCCACACCGGAAAGACCAGAUGCAGCGAAGUCCUGCCUUGUCAGAGUUGCUUGAAGCGGGGCUUGGGUGCAUCAUGCGCUUAUCCUGACCCUUCGGGCGAUCCAUCUGAUCACAAUAAUCAGGCUCAUCACACGCCAGGUAGCACUCUCCAUGCUUUGCACGUAGAAACAACCCAUCUGAUGAUUUCUUCUAUGGAAAUCGAAGCACCGCCGGUGCAAGCAACGUUUGCUGCCACACCACAGCAAAUAUUCCCCGUUCAACAUGCGGCAGCGAACAUGUCUCAGCAGCAUUAUUAUGAUUACAACGGAGCCUUCACCGGAGCCUCGUCGUCGACAUUCAGACCAGCGAAACGACAGCGCAAUCUGACCGAGGAAGAGGCUGCCGCCAUAACCAGGAAUUUUAGCCGUGGCGAUUUCUACGUCGGAACUAGUGCGCCCGUACGCAUCGACCCACGCCUCCCAGUCAGACUUACGCUAGGCGAAGGCGACCAUGUCCAUUUCAUGGUUGGGGAACCACUCGUCUGA